Salvelinus namaycush (lake trout) is the source of this 2663-nucleotide messenger RNA. Its product is annotated as centromere protein L-like. NCBI's taxonomy places the organism in Eukaryota, Metazoa, Chordata, Actinopteri, Salmoniformes, Salmonidae. The coding region runs from base 30 to 1094 and encodes 354 amino acids. The record is from RefSeq and is a predicted model, not a curated record. The transcript is spliced from 5 exons.
UUUGCUGGUGUUAUUUUUUUUUUCCAGUGAUGGAGGAACGAAACAGCACUGAGGAGACCCCACGCAACAAUGCCUUGGCACAACGAAGGAGCAAGAGUUACAGGCAAUCAAUGCGAAGCUGUGUUGAAGCAACUCAUCUGGCAUACACAUCAGGCCUUCUGACAGCUCUAAGAAUACCAAGAAGUAGAAAGGCUCCAAAGUCAUGUGAUAUCACAAAACAGGUUGACCCAGACCAAGUAGCACUUCUGGUGAAGAAGGAAUGGCAGCUGUCGUAUGUCACACCUUUGUACCAGUUUAGACACACUCAGUUGAAAUCCUACUCAAAGCAACUAUCAGCUUUCAUCGUAUCAGAGAAGCAACAGGGCCUGGCGAUUGAAGUUGGUCAGGAGUUGGGCUUCAAGGUCAAUUUUUCUGUGGUCCUUGGGUUGGCAGAGACGGAUAAAGAUGCUGAAACAGUUUUCAUACAGAUUCUCUCCAAACAAGCGUUUUCUGCAAAAGAUGAUGCUCAGAAGGUUGUGUGGAGCGGCUGGCUGACCUGCGUCAACGGUGACUUGGAUUAUCUCCGAUCACUACCCCUGGAAUUUGUCAGUUUGCCUUUGUUCUGCACCAGAGGACCAGAAUCGCUCACAGUGUUGGUCAAAUCCUGGUUUGAAAAGACAUUUGACUGUUGCUUCGGCCCUCUUGGUAUCAACUCUACCAACCUCCAGUGGCUCGCAUCCCUAUGGACUGGGUGCCACCCCACCAUCAACAUCCAGUACCUGAAACUGGUCUGGACUCUCCCAACACUACCCCCUAUGGAUGUUACGUACACCGUCCACCCACAAGAUGCCUGGGAGCUUUGGGACAGCAUGCGGCAGGUUGACACUACAGAGGACAGCAUCAGCAUUGAUGAGGUCACCGGGUUCAUCAAAGGGCUGCAGUCACACUUCUUCAGGCACUUCAGGAUAGACUUGUCCGCUGGGUCACUGAUGCAGAUCUCCACGGCUUUGGGUUCUUCUCACCAUAGUGGGAAAAUCAAGAUUGCAAGCCCUAAUUACAUCCCCACCAUCCUGCAACUGCUGACAGAAUGUGCUCUCCUGAAGAUGCCCAUCUAAGCAGACUAUCUUUGACAUCACAAAUCUGUUUGUUUGUGUUUUGUAAAAUACCUGUAUACCACAAAAUUACUGUCCAUAUAAAAUUAAACCGUUUGACUUUUUUAAUAUUCAUGUAUUGUAUGAAAAGGCAAAUGCAUACAUUUCAAAAUAGCAAUGCUUUUGCUGAUUGUGUACCUUGCCAUUGUUCUGUGGUUUGGGUCACUCUAGAUAUUAUUCACUAGAAGCGCAAUAGUGUAGAAGUAAAUGUGUUACAGCUUAAACUUGCCAAUGUUGGUUCUGUCAGUGUGGGGUGAUAGUUGAUUAAUCAGGUUUGAUACAUGGUAAACCGUCAAGUAACUUGGGCAGUUCUGAAGAUGUCAUUGUUUCAGUCCAGAUACAGUAAUUGGCAAACUGUAAGAAAGCCUGGUGUCCCAGAGAACUAGCCUAGUGAUUUCCUAAAUGGUAGAGAUGUAACAACAAAAAUAGUACAUGUAAAUACAUUUCCAAAAACAAUUGUUUGAGCUUAAAGUUUGAAAUAAAGUGUUUUUAUUAACAGCAUGGGGUAUUUUGUCAGUACAGACAAUUCCACGUCAUCUAAUAGGGGUAAAAUGCCAGGCUUACAGCUCAAAGAGAAAUGUCAGACCUUCAGCAAAAAUAAAGCACCAAUACAUUUGCCCUCAACGGUUCCAUACUUUUGUGAAAGGCUGCGUUUACAGCGGCAGCCCAAUUCUGAUAUUUUUUCCAGUUAUUGGUAUUUUUUCCAAGCGGAGCUUUUCACAGCUGACCAAUUUGUGGAAAACAAUUGGGCUGCCUGUGUAGAUGCAGCCACUGGUUAGCUCUUAAACAUAUCUGAUGUGAUUGGUCAAAAGACCAAUUAGUAGGGGGGAAAAUGAUCAGAAUUGGGCUGGCUGAACACAGCCAAAGGGACACAUUCAUUUAAAAAAUUUGGUGAUCAGGCUAAUAAUUACUUGUGAACACUUGCAUAAUCUGACACAUUUGGGUGAUAACAUAUUUACAGGGGUUGAGUUUCAGCAAAACGCAUGAUCGUAUAUUUUGCUCAAUAGCAGUAACAAAUGGUAACAUGAGAUUCAUCAGGAUUUACAUAAUUUAAAAAAGUCUAAGCAUAUUACUGAAUGUCCAUCUGUUUUGCAUGGUCACCAAUUAAGAGGUGCAUAAUACAUCAACCAGUUCAUUAUUCCUUACUGUGUCUUAGAUGAACCGCAAUGCAACUAAUUCCUCAAGAAGAAUCUAUAAUAGAUUAAAGUGCAAGACUGUCUCAGAAAUGUGUCAAUGUAAAAAAAAUGUAUAUCCCCUGUCCAGUCUUUAAUGGGCAACAAUCUUGUAUGAAACUGUUGUAAUAUUGUGUAAGUGCCACCGUACCAACAAUUGACCCCAGUUGUGAACGUAGAAAUCCAGGUUAUGCUCAGUGUGUCAAACUAAUAAAAACAGCAACAAACAAAAAAUUCACAGUGCAUUUAAUUUAGAGAUUUAAACUGCCUAACAAGUUCAUCCACUUUUCACAACGAGGAUCAAGGGAAGCAGUGAGACCACAUCUUGCACCCUCAGUUCUCUUUGAAGAUUCUUCUUCAU